ACUUGUCUUUCACAAGUUCACAACCAUAUAGCUAGCAACCAAAAAAACCUUUAGAGAGAGAGAGAGAGAGAGAGAGAGAGAGAUGAGGUUUAGUGAGAAGCAAGAAGCUUUGGUGAAGGAAUCAUGGGAAGUGAUGAAGCAAGAUAUCCCUCAUUACAGUCUUCGAUUCUUUAGCAUUAUUUUAGAGAUAGCACCAGCUGCAAAAGGCAUGUUUUCCUUCCUCAAAGACUCAGAUGAGAUUCCACAGAGUAAUCCUAAGCUCAAAGCUCAUGCUGUCAAGGUUUUCAAGAUGACAUGUGAAUCAGCUAUUCAACUCCGGGAGAAGGGUGAAGUAGUAGUCAAUGAUACCACUUUGAAAUAUUUGGGUUCUGUUCAUGUUCAGAAAGGAGUACUUGAUCCCCAUUUUGAGGUGGUGAAAGAAGCACUACUAAGAACAGUUCAAGAGGCAAUUGGGGAGAAAUGGAAUGAGGAGAUGAGUGGUGCAUGGGGUGAAGCUUAUGAUCAGUUGGCUGCAGCCAUCAAGUCUGAGAUGAAAGAAGAGGCUGCAACUGCUGCUUAGAAAUAUUCUUUCUUUCUUUUUCCUUUUUAAAAGGAAAAAACACCUCUCCUAAAUGUGAUUUAAUCUUUUUAAUCUGUUUAAGAUUGUUAUUUCUUUUUCUAUUCAUCCAAAUAAUCAUAGCAAGAUAGGGUUUGCAGUUUUGGUUCA
This is a messenger RNA of Ricinus communis (castor bean), 706 nucleotides long. Its product is annotated as non-symbiotic hemoglobin 2. Lineage: Eukaryota; Viridiplantae; Streptophyta; Magnoliopsida; Malpighiales; Euphorbiaceae. The record is from RefSeq and is a predicted model, not a curated record. The coding region runs from base 83 to 559 and encodes 158 amino acids. Gene Ontology annotation, molecular function: oxygen binding; heme binding. The transcript has 4 exons.